Molecule: messenger RNA, 685 nt
Organism: Sinocyclocheilus grahami
Lineage: Eukaryota; Metazoa; Chordata; Actinopteri; Cypriniformes; Cyprinidae
Product: ras-associated and pleckstrin homology domains-containing protein 1-like
Exons: 2
Coding region: 164-580 (138 amino acids)
Cellular component (GO): cytosol; plasma membrane
Source: RefSeq, a predicted model, not a curated record
GAUAGGUCAGAAAUUGCAUAAAAGCCGUUCUAUCAGUUUGAAGCUUACACUUUUUUGGUAGUGCUUGUGAGUUUUGUGUUUAAUAUGCAUCAGAUUUAGUGAUCCAGCUGAGGCUGAAAUUACUCUGACCAUACUCUGAUACAGGGUAUCAAACUAUUGCUAUAUGCUUUACACACAGACUAUAAAAUGCAUCAGUAUAGAUAACGUCUCUGAUUUCGCCACUCAGCACCCACAGAUUCAGAAGAAAUCACAGUACAUCAAGUACCUGUGCUGUGAUGAUGUGAGAACGCUGCAUCAGUGGGUCAAUGGAAUACGCAUUGCCAAGUAUGGGAAGCAGCUGUAUUUGAACUACCAGGAAGCUAUGAGACGCACAGAGGCUGCUCAUGACUGGUCCUCCCUGUCCAGCUCCAGUAUCAAGUCUGGUUCCAGCUCCUCCAGUCUGCCAGGUGAGCUCAGCAGUGCAGCCAGGGCCGGCCCCUAUCAAUUUGGUGCCCUAGGCAAAAUUUUAGCUAGUGCCCCUUGCAUUGCAGCCAAUUCCACCGCCGAUCAUUCACACAGAAACUGCAUAGCUUUGACAUAAAACAAAUUACAUAUGAAAAUAAGACGGUUGCGCGCACAAAAAAAAAUCUAUAAAUAAACUGACAUUACCUCUGCUAUUUAAAUUAGAGAACUUUAUCAUUCAAAG